AUGUGGCUCAUCAACGUCGACAAUCUUCAAUUGGAAGAGCACCUGAAUCCGACCGUCCCUUACGCUAUUCUCUCACACACCUGGGGCACGGAGGAAGUUUCCUUCCAGGACGUCAGGAACCUCACUGACGCCGUGAGGGGGAAAGCUGGAUUUCCAAAGAUUGCCGCAACAUGCCGCCUCGCCAAGUCGCGAGGCCUUCCUUAUGCCUGGGUUGACACUUGCUGCAUCGACAAGUCGUCGAGUGCUGAACUCUCCGAGGCCAUCAACUCCAUGUUUCGGUGGUAUCAGUCGUCAAAAGUAUGCUUUGCAUAUCUAGCUGAUGUACACGACGAUGCAAACUCGAGUGCGUUUACCGAGAGCUUCGCGGCUUCCCGAUGGUUCACGCGAGGAUGGACUUUGCAGGAGCUAGUGGCGCCAAAGAACAUCAUUUUCUACAACGCCGUCUGGGAGCAACUUGGGUAUAAAGAAACACUGGCUAUGAUGCUCACCUCUAUCACGGGCAUCGACAGCACUAUCCUGUUCAAUAAGGUGUCACCGAAGAAAAUACCAGUUGCCACUCGCAUGUCGUGGGCUUCUAAACGCCAAACUACUCGACUCGAGGAUGCAGCAUACUGCCUGCUCGGGCUGUUUGAUAUCAACAUGCCACUGCUCUACGGGGAAGGGAAAAAGGCCUUCGCACGCCUUCAGUCGGAAAUUCUGCAAGAGACGAACGACCUGUCUCUACUGGCCUGGACGUCAGAGACAACGGAUCCUGGGCGGCAGCGGCCAUACGAUGGCGUAUUCGCCGAAUCCCCGGCCCAAUUCGCAGCCUGCUUGGGUCGGACGAUAGUGAACACGCCGUCGCUUAUAGACGAUGUCAACGUCGUCGUGACGAGGACCAACUUGAUGAUCACCACUACUCUGCACAGGCUAUCCUUGGUUGAGGACGGGGCCGAAGCCCCAAACGGGAGGGAGAAGGUGUCGCUACUCCGACUUCAAUGCAGCGACGUACAAGGAACACCGGCCGUUCGAAGAUCAAUUGGCAUCUACGUAUCCAAAACCCCGUCAGGAUUUGUCCGCCACAAGCCCUGGAUGCUCUCCAAACAUCCCUUCGACGAGACCGUACUUUUGAACAUCAAUCCUCAACUGCUCAAAUUUCUGAGAUACAUCAGUCCUGAGAAUCACCUUGAGCGUCAAGACGAGAGGUUCCGCUCUGCUGUAUUCGUUCAAUUCACUCGGAACCGGGCCACAGCCAGAUGGCUAAAUUGGCCCGAGUUUUCCAGGGCCUCCCCAGAGGCGCUUUGGGACGGUCUUGACAGCGUAUUCCUUCACCAUGAGAGAUUCAACCAAAUUUCCCUAACCCCUCAAUUGCUGGAAAUCUCGUUGCGGGGGCUCACUGGGCUACUGGUCGGCAAGCUGUUUCUCGUGUCUGUCAUGUCCAAACGCGUGCCCUCAGAACGGUGGGCGAUCAUGUUGAGCAACUAUCAGGAUUCCAUCGGUGUUCCGUUAUUGAAGAGCCUCGGCGACUGGGAUAUUGCCUUAUUGUUGGCGGGGAGUACUGACACAUUCGUUCGACCUACGAUGGAGCGUCGGCAAUUCUGGCCGGAUCAGUACUCAUCACACCCUGCCGCUCGAUUGGCAAUCCAGCGUGAACCGGCGGAGGGUGUCGCGUCACCGAACCGUCCAGCCUCUCGAAUACUUCAGCUGUCUGAACAUCUGCGCGUCCUCACAACCGUGAGCGUUGUCCCCAGCAAUGCGGGAAGGGAUGCCUGGACUAUCCAGUUUUCUGUAGAGAAUAGCGACUCGUCGUUGUAUGCUGGAUUUGAUGUCGGAUCAGCUGAGGUAAACGGUACGUCGGACGCCUCGAUGGUGUUGUAA
This is a messenger RNA of Colletotrichum siamense, 1857 nucleotides long. Its product is annotated as Vegetative incompatibility protein HET-E-1. Lineage: Eukaryota; Fungi; Ascomycota; Sordariomycetes; Glomerellales; Glomerellaceae. The transcript has a single exon. The coding region runs from base 1 to 1857 and encodes 618 amino acids. The record is from RefSeq and is a predicted model, not a curated record.